AUGGCCGUUCACAAUGACCUUGCUUGGAAGGAAACCGAAGAGGGACGAUGGGAACGCAAUAUAGAUGAAGCAGAGCAAUUCUAUACCACACUUGCCAGAAAGUUUGGUGGAACUGGCAGAACUUUCUUUGCCAUGACCGCUCAUGUUUCUUUCUCCGUCCCUUUGGAAGGGAGAAACUCCUUUGAUCAAGUCGUGACUGCGCUCAGAAGCGCAUGGUUGCAACUUCGUUAUGAUCACCCGACCAUUGCCUCGUGGGUAGAAUAUGACACAAAAAGCAACCGAUGCAAGAAAGUAUAUAACGCCCUUCCCCAUGGUGACAACUUGCACCGUCAAACCUGGGUAGAUGAUACAUUCAAAAUUGUCACGAACGGCCAAACAGGGAAAGAGUGGUGUAAUUCCGAUCCUCCCGUCCCUAAGUUGCCGACACUGUUUCUCCUCACCCGACCUGUUUCGAACGAUAAUUACGAAGCCGAUAUCGUGCUUCGAUCGCAGCACGACAUUAUUGAUGGGAUUGGUUCCCUACACCUGCUCAAUAAUCUAUUCAAAUAUGCGUCGCUGUUCCUUGAAAACCCUGCUGCCGCAUCAGUCGAAUUCUGUUGUGAGUGGAAGAACUUGAGCCCUCCGAUGAGAGUGGCAGCUUCUAUCCCCAAUUCUCUGGAACCCCAGCAGCAAAUUCGACUUGAGGAAAUCUACAAAAGAAACUCUUCGCUGCGUCAGGGUGUUGAAAUUGCGACAGUGCCUUUCAAACGUGGAUCAGUGAUUCCCGAACGCCAUCAGCGAGUUGAACUCACUUUGAACCUUGAGGAAUCCAGCCAAAUCUUGAAAGCCGCUAAGAACAGCGGCGCUAGCGUGACACAUGUCUAUCACGCUGCCAUUGCUCUUGUGCUGAGGGACCUUCAGGAGCGGCGUCGCGAUGAACGAAAGGUUCGCUACAUCAGCUACUCCCUAAUCAACGAGCGCCCACUCUGUCAGGAGCCUUUUAAUUCACCCCAUCAUGCGGCAUCCGUAUACCACUCUGUUUCAGGACUCAGUCUCGCGAUUGAUUUGGAUGUACCCUCAUCGACCGGAGAACAAACACCGAUUACGAGCGCAGUUAGAAAGAACGAGUUCAUCGACAUCCUUGAGCAGGUCAAAAAAUACUACCUCACAAUCAGGAAUGACAAAGAACAUAUCGUGCUAGCUCCGUCUUACUGGGCUCACGCUACCCCUGAUUAUCCAACCGGGGCAACAAUGCCCCCUGUUCCAGCUCCCAACGAGGAGCCCUCGAUAUCUAUAUCUAGCUUGGGUGUCGUGGAUAAGAUACUAUCCUCGAAGCAUGGCGCAUUCAAUCUUGAGAGUCCAUGGGUGACCGGGGAAGAAUUGGGCACGGGGCUUGGUCUCUUCUUGGGAACUUUCCGUGGGCGCUUGUGUCUCAGCGCUGCGUACAAUGAUGCAUGGCACGAUGAGAGCGGAGUUAUGAAGGUUUUAAGGGAUUGCAACGAGCUUGUAGUGCACGGCCUCGGACUGUGA
This is a messenger RNA of Penicillium griseofulvum, 1509 nucleotides long. RefSeq lists its product as uncharacterized. NCBI's taxonomy places the organism in Eukaryota, Fungi, Ascomycota, Eurotiomycetes, Eurotiales, Aspergillaceae. The coding region runs from base 1 to 1509 and encodes 502 amino acids. The transcript has a single exon. The record is from RefSeq and is a predicted model, not a curated record.